AACAACAAGCAGCAGGCAAUUUGGCGGCCGCUAACACUACUCACGACAAUACACAUGCUCCUGCGUUACUCAAUUUAGUGAAGAUUUGCAUAAUGGGCCUUGGGAUAGAGAUGAAAUUGAGGACUCUAUUAUGGCACAGUCAUAUGUUGGACCUUCCACCUCUUCACGAGCAAAUGCUUUAAUUUCAGUUAUUUCCUCCUCCUCGGCUAAUAGCGCUGAGGGAGCGGCAGCAGCCAGCAGUAGUGGUGGUGGUGCAGUUCCCAGCUAUUGUUUUGAUACCUCCUCAUUUUGUUCCCGUACACGCAAAGAAGUUGCUGCUCUCAUUGUGGCUGAAUGUUGCAGUGGUGGACCAACACCCGAUUUGAAUUACAUUAUGGAUAGAUUUUUUAAUCCCAGCACACCGAUCGAUAAUCCCGAUAAUAUUUCAUGGAUACGUUGGCUCAUUGCUGGUGGCCGUACUAUAAGCGAUUUUGUGAAAAUUGUACGAAGUUACGAUAAUCAUGCCAAAUGUGGUUUAGUUUGGGUGCCACACGUGGUGGCCUAUAGAUGUCGUACUUGCGGCAUAUCACCGUGUAUGUCUAUAUGUCGAGACUGUUUCAAAAAAGGUGAUCAUACGAAUCACGACUUCAAUAUGUUUCUAUCACAAGCAGGCGGUGCCUGUGAUUGUGGCGAUACGUCAGUAAUGAAAGCUGAAGGCUUCUGCAGUGAUCAUGGCAUUAACAAUCGUGUCAAUAAAGAACCCGUACCAGCGAAUCUUUUAGCAGUUGCCGAGGCCAUAAUGCCAAAAUUAUUAUUUCGUCUUUUACAACAUUUUCGCGAACACAGUGACGCCACGUCACAGUCAUUCAUCGUGGUUGCCCAACUAUGUGAACUAUUUACGAAUAUGCUAAUCGAUUUGAAUAAUAUGGGCGAAAUAAUGCGUAAAGUAAUGACGAGGGCACUCAUCAGUCAAGAGGUCUAUAAACAAUUCGCUGAUGUCAAUUGUCUUAGUAGUAGACAUGCACGAGUCUUAAAAAAGAAUCGUGAAAAAUAUGAAGAGGCUGUUAAUCGUUUCCCUAGGCCAGAACCUCCUGAUGAUUAUAAACAUUUGCCGGCACUGGGAGAGAAGCUGGUGCACACUACCCUGCUGGAGGAGUUUAUAUUUUGGACAUUUAAAUUUGAAUUUCCACAAAAUUUAGUAUGUUUCCUACUCAACAUGUUGCCCGAUCAAGACUAUAAGGUACACUUGACCAGAACUUUCGUAAUGCACUAUAGUCGCAUACCAUCGGUAUUGGAAAUGUCUAGAGAUCCGGAUACGUUAAGUAAUCGCGUGGUACACAUGAGUGUACAAUUAUUUUCCAAUGAAAGUUUAGCUUUAAAAAUGGUUAAUGAAUUAUCGCUGCUGCAUGUGAUGAUAAUAAGUUUAAAACUAAUGAUGUCCAAGAUACUCAUACAAAAUACUUUACAUGACCCUAAGAAAAAUUUCCAUUUUGUUAUCGAUUGCACCCGCCAAGUUAUGAAAGAUCAUUGUUAUUGGCCAUUAGUGUCUGAUUUUAAUAAUGUUCUUUCCCAUGAAUCAGUGGCUUUGGUUUUUCUGCGUGAUGACAAUCUUAUCGAUAUGUGGUUUCAAUUUCUUUCCAUGCUGCAGGGCAUGAAUGUGAAUGUUCGUGAAACUGCUUCACAUGUAGAAUUUGAACCCAAUUCAUAUUAUGCUGCUUUUUCAUGUGAACUGGAAGCCAGUGCUUAUCCAAUGUGGUCAAUUAUUUCACAUCUCCAAGAUGGUAAACAUGCUCAUUUGGCUAAAAAGAUUAUUACGUAUUGUGUUAAUAUGCUGCAUGAAUGGUUGGAUGCCAUUUAUUUUCCAGAACCAAAAAUUUCCCAAGAGGAAAUGUUGCAAGCUUCAUUUCAUUUUCCCUUACAUCGUUAUUUGGCCGCUUUUGUUUGUCAAGCUGUUACUAAAAUGGGCAUGUCACUGUCGGAAGUUUUACCCACCAGAUCAUAUAUUUUACCUUUAUUGAUGAUGCAUCCUUUAAGAGUGCAGAGUUUUUUCUAUGAAAUUUUAGCUGGCAUUUGGGUGCGUAAUGGUCUUCAAAUAAAAGGACAAGCCAUGACCUAUAUACAGGCAAACUUUUGCAAUUCUAUGGCUGAUAUGGAUUUAUUCUUUCUACAGAUUUGUGCCACAAAUUUACCACAAUAUUUCUUUUUACAAAAUACCAUCGAACUAUUUGGUGUAUCACAAUGGCUGGAAACGGCUCCACUCAAACAACCACAGAAAAUGGAACAAACUUCAAUGCUUGAAGGUUUCUUAACAUUCCUAGCCACCUUGGUAACGAGUCGUACAAAUUUGGGUAAUGACGAGGCUACACAGUGUAUCAUUGAAAUAAGUGCUCUACUGGCCACUGAGAAUAAGACCCAUUCCCAGUUAUUAGAGCUAAUGCCCGAACGAUCGGGAAAUGUUCAUACUAAGAAUUUUGAAACAUUCUUAAAGAAAUUGUCGGUGUAUAAGGCCCCAUCAUCGGGAUCAGAAAAUUUAGAACAAGGUUUGUUUACACCCAUCGAUGAGGUGUGGGAGGAAUAUUAUGAUCCCUUACAUGUUCUCUUAAGAGCUGUUCACCGGCGAGAUUUUCAAUCAUCACUGGAUCGUUUUACCAACUAUGUAAAGUCUAAGAAUAAAAUGCCGGCUAGCGGUAACUUAUGGCCACCUUUUAGAUUACCCCGACCAGUAGGGCCAGCAUUCAGUGAUCCUUGUCGUAUAUUAAGUUCCCGAGUCUUCCAUUCAACCAUAUUGUCGAUAUUAUAUCGUGCUGUACAUUCGCGUGAUGUAUCAGAACAUUUAUUGGCCUUAGCGAUAUUCCUAUUGGAAAUUGCCAUCGAAACGAGUGAGGAUACCAAAUCAACGGGCAAUGAUAAUGCUGCAGUAGUAGAAUGUGAAGAUCAACACAAGCCCUGCUAUCGUUUUGGCAUGCGUCGAGAUCCUCCCAAGCUCUUCAAAUGUUAUCCCACAGAUAAUCUUAGUUGUAAUUUAAGACAUGUAGUGACUAAGAUUUCUUUAAAAUCUCAAGAACCUACAGUCACACCAGCCCACUAUAGAUCGAAUCCUUUCUAUCCAGAUGUAGAUUAUGAUAUAGACGAUAAUACUGCUUCAGCAAUGGAAAUAUCUCCAGCUUGGCUAGAGAAUAUGGGUCGUAAUUUAAGUGUUGUACAUAGUACAUCGGCUCCAAAUGCAACCACCACAUCAACCGCUAUAGUGCCUAUGCGUUUACAAAACAUGGAAGUAGCUCUGCCAGCCGAUCUGUCAGUGGUGCCUGAGACUGGUCUAGUUAUAAGACAAGAUAGUCAAGAUGAUGAUUCAAUACGUGAUGUAUCUAACGCUAUAGAAAGUGCUGAAGCUAAUUCUUCACCCAUGGAAUUCCGUUUUUCUUUGCAACCCAUAACCAUGGCAGCUGAUACAGGCAUGGAGGUGGUUUUACGUGAAGGACAAAAUCCCGGCCCAUCAACUAAUACUGCCAACCAACAGACUAGAAAUCAGCAAGCAGCACAAAAUCAAAGACCCACACAAUCUGAAAUGUUCCCUCCUACCACACCCAAUUCCAUAGGUAGCUUAAUACCCUUCCCCCGCGUACAACCCGUUGCAGUACCAAGUACAAACAUGGAUGUUGUACCCUCAAAUCCUACGCUCGGUGUUAGUGCCUUAGGAGCUCGCCGAGCAUUUGAUGCUAGCAAUCGUAAACGUUCGGUAGACAAUGCCAUCGAUGGUCUCAGUAAAGAUGAAGUGAUUAUAGAGGAAAGUAUAUUGUCAUUACUACUCAAAUUACACUCACAAUUGAGUGGAACUUUAGAUAGUUUUUCUUGCACCGAUGCCGACGAAGAGGAAGAGGCAAAAGGUGAUUCUACGGCAUCGUCUUCCUCAGCCAUGGAUGUAGACUGUGAAGGAUCCUCGGAACCUUCUACUUCUUCAGCUGCUGCUGCAGCUGCCUCUAGUCAAACCAAGAAACGUAAUAUUAAGGUGUCCGAUUCACGCAUUGGAGAUGGUCCCUACUUCAUAGGAAAUCUUUUACGCAAGAUAGCGAAACAUGAUGAGACAUGUGCUCAAAACAUCGACGAGAUAAGACGUAAACUCUGGCCGAAUCAACGUGAAAAACAGGCGGAAGCAAAGGCUAGAGAAGCUAAAGAAAAGGAGGAGCGUCGCAAGAGAGCCCGUGAGAGACAAAUGAAAAUGAUGCAAGAUUUCGCCAACAAACAAAAAGAAUUCAUGCAAACUGCUGCUGCCAAUAAUAUGGAUGCCGGCAUGGAGGAGGAAGAAGACCUCUAUGAAGAACAGCCCCGCGAAAAAGAAUAUGACUGCAUUAUUUGCAAUUGCACCACCCCCAGCACAGAAUCAAAUCCCAUUGGUCUCGUAGUGCUAGUAGAAUCAAGUGGCAUUGUCGGUCAUCGACGUAGAAUAACGGAACGACUACCACUUCCACUGUCGCCCGAAGAUGAAGAAAGACUCAAGCAUAGUACGCGUUUAGCCACGGAAUUCAAUAGACGCACCGAAAUUUUAAGUUUAAAAUUUGGCGAAGAAUCCUGGUAUCUAUCCAAUAAUAUGGCCUAUGAAAAUGGUGUUCAUGUGCAAUCGUGUGGUCAUCAUUUACAUUUAAGUUGCUUAGACGCUUACCUAAAGACUUUAUACGCCAGCCAAAGGCAGCACUUGCACGAAAGAGGAGAAUUUUAUUGUCCCGUUUGUAGGCAACUUUCGAAUUCGGUUUUGCCUCUAAGUCCGCAAUUAGAUCGUCCAACACCGGUUGUACGUUCCGGUGUACAACCAUUCGAGCAGUUGGUGUCGGAAUUAACGAACCUGAUAAAGGAGAACGAAAGACCACCGACCUCAACCAAACUAUCCGAAGCAAUGGGUCGUGCAAUGGAAGACAUGACAAAUAUAACAAAUCGCAAAAUGAAGCGAGUACCGCCAACGUUCCGCAGUCUAUUCAUAUUUGUUACCUCAAUAGCUCGCACUAAUUUAGAGUCUGAAAUUAUACAACGUGGUGGCUCAUUAUGUACAACAAAUCCCACACGUUAUAAGCCAAAAAGAGACUGUAUUGUACCAUUACUUCAUGUUCUCUCCGUACAUGUACGAGUGUUGGUCGAAUGGCCCUUAUGGAGUUCAUGGGCAUCGUUGGCCGGUAUGCCGGUAACAGAAAGUGCACCAGUGCCGUCACAUUGUCGUGAAGUCAUACCCGGUCUACUAGCAGAUCCGAUAGCCUUAUUGCUAAAAUUUAUACUAUUAGCACCAUUACAUUUAGAUCAGGAAUACUUUACUUGUAUGGUUAAGGUUAUGUACAAUUUACUAUAUUAUCAAAUUGUUGUACAACUGUGUGUCACCCUUACCGAUCUCGAAUGUGAUUAUAUUUUGGCUAAUUUUAAUACCUCGCCAUCGGCUGAAUCGAAUACACUCUCUAGCAGACGUAAUUCUAUGCGUUCACCUAACAUGUCGUAUUUGGGACGUGCUAUGGCCUUAGUUUUGAAAAACACCAAUCGUCUGUCACAUCUUAGACGUGAUAGUAUACCUUCCACUUCCGCAGCCGCUUCUGCUGCUCUGGGCGUUAAUAGCGAGGACGGCGUGCUAGCUGGUGUAGAAGUCAAUCUUAAGUCAAUGGAAACACAAUUGCAAACACUCUGUCUACCAUUCUUACGUAUAGCGGCCCUAUUACGUCAACAUUUAUACAGACACGAUAUGCCGGA
Messenger RNA from Lucilia sericata (common green bottle fly), 5700 nucleotides. It is a transcript of the gene Ubr3, whose product is annotated as E3 ubiquitin-protein ligase Ubr3. The annotation marks the transcript as partial. Gene Ontology annotation, cellular component: ubiquitin ligase complex; cytoplasm. Gene Ontology annotation, molecular function: zinc ion binding; ubiquitin protein ligase activity. The record is from RefSeq and is a predicted model, not a curated record. NCBI's taxonomy places the organism in Eukaryota, Metazoa, Arthropoda, Insecta, Diptera, Calliphoridae. The transcript has 7 exons. Gene Ontology annotation, biological process: ubiquitin-dependent protein catabolic process via the N-end rule pathway; protein ubiquitination.